Messenger RNA from Zingiber officinale, 1906 nucleotides. Its product is annotated as L-ascorbate oxidase homolog. Bases 112 to 1791 code for a protein of 559 amino acids. Lineage: Eukaryota; Viridiplantae; Streptophyta; Magnoliopsida; Zingiberales; Zingiberaceae. Gene Ontology annotation, molecular function: copper ion binding; oxidoreductase activity. The transcript is spliced from 3 exons. The record is from RefSeq and is a predicted model, not a curated record.
UCCUCGUCGUCCUCCAAAUUCGCUUUUUCCCUACCCCUCGCUUCACCUAUAAACACAUCCCUUCCUUCUUGUUCUCUUCGAACAGCACAGCGCGCUCACAGUACAACAAACAUGAAGAUGUCGUCGCCGGCGGCCACCGCACUCCUAGUUGCUUGUAUUUGUCUUCUCGGCCUCUUCUCCCCGGCGGUGCGCGCCGAGGACCCUUAUCUAUUCUUCACAUGGAAGGUCAGUUACGGCACCAUGUCUCCUCUCGGCGUCCCACAGCAGGUCAUCCUCAUCAACGACCAGUUCCCAGGCCCCAACAUCAAUUCCACCACCAACAACAACAUCGUCAUCAACGUCUUCAAUAACCUCGACGAGCCCCUCCUCUUCACAUGGAAUGGCAUCCAGCACAGGAAGAAUUCAUGGCAAGAUGGCAUGCCGGGCACCAACUGUCCCAUCCUUCCCGGCACAAACUACACCUAUCACUAUCAGAUGAAGGACCAAAUCGGGAGCUUCUUCUACUUUCCGUCCACCGGCAUGCAGCGUGCCGUCGGCGGCUUCGGCGGCAUCCGCGUCAACAGCCGCCUUCUCAUCCCCGUACCCUUCGAUGACCCCGCCGACGACUACACCGUCCUCAUCGGCGACUGGUACACCAAGAGCCACAAGGCGCUGGCCAACACGCUCGACGCCGGCCAGAACAUCGGCAACCCCAACGGCGUCCUCAUCAACGGUAAGACCGGAAAGGACUCCUCCGGCAAGGAUGACCCACCGCUGUUCAUCAUGGAGGCCGGCAAGACGUACCGGUACCGCAUGUGCAACGUGGGGCUCAAGCUGGCGCUCAACUUCCGGAUCCAGGGCCAUGUCAUGAAGCUGGUGGAGAUGGACGGGUCGCACACGGUGCAGAACGUGUACGAGUCCCUCGACAUUCACGUCGGCCAGUGCCUCUCUGUUCUCGUCACCGCCGAUCAGCCCCCUCGCGACUACUACAUGGCCACCUCCGCCCGCUUCACCAAGUACUCCAGAAACGCCACCGGCAUCAUCCGUUACGCCGGCUCCUCCACCCCACCGUCACAGGAUCUGCCGCCGGCACCCGUCGGAUGGGCCUGGUCUCUCAAUCAGUGGCGCUCCUUCCGGUGGAACCUCACCGCCAGCGCCGCCCGUCCCAACCCCCAGGGAUCCUACCACUACGGCGGCAUCAACAUCACGCGCACCAUCAAGCUCCUCAGCAACGUCGGGCUCGUCGACGGCAAGCGCCGCUACGCCCUCAACGGCGUGUCGCACGAGAACCCCGCCACUCCCCUCAAGCUCGCCCAGUACUUCGGCAUCGCCGAUAAGGUGUUCCAGUACAACAUCAUCUCCGACGAUCCGGCGCCGGAGACGACCAACUCCAUCAAGGUCGCGCCCAACGUCGUCAAUUGCACUUUCAGAGACUACAUUGAGAUCAUCCUCGAGAAUCCGGAGAGGAGCAUUCAGUGCUACCAUUUGGACGGCUACUCCUUCUUCCCCCUCGGGAUGGGACACGGGAAGUGGUCGCCGUCGAGCCGGGAUACAUACAACCUUCUUGACACGGUGAGCCGGCACACCAUUCAGGUGUACCCGAGGUCAUGGACGGCGAUCGGCCUCACGUUCGACAACUCCGGGAUGUGGAACAUUCGGUCAGAAAUGUGGGAGAGGCACUACCUCGGCCAGCAGCUCUACUUCAGCGUGCUGUGUUCGGCGAGGUCGCUGAGGGAUGAGUACAGCCUGCCGGCAACCCAGAUGCUCUGCGGUGAAGUGGUCGGCUUGCCCACGCCGCCACCUUAUACCUAAUCGCGACGUCACUAAAGUGCGGCGCGCAUGCAUGAUUGAUAAAAUAUGGAAGACGAAGCAAGGGAUUCUAAAGGGAGACCAGAGUGUAGGAUACUUGCCGUGAACCAUGAUGCAU